AUGAAGUGCUCAAUUUGCAAGCAACCAAAUCACAAUUCAAGGGGCUGCCAUAAAAACCCACAAAGUAGACCCACCAACCAAGGUCUGGAUGUGCCAGCAGCUAGUACCAAUGGAAAGACUAAGCCAGUGAUUAGUGGAAAUGGAAAGAGAAACAAAAAAGGUUUUGAAGGUACAUCAACAGGUUUUGAAGGUGCACCUAAUGGAAAAAGGAAGAAGAAUAAGGAAAAAGGUCUUGAAGGUACAAGUACUGGUGUAAAUGUGCCUGUGGUUGUCACUAAUGCUACAUCAAGUGCACCUAAUGGAGAAGGAAAGAGUGCAUCAUCUAAAUCAAAACUGAACAUUUUCACUCAAGAGAAAAGAAUGACAAGAAGUAGCACAUGUGGAAAACCAAAGGCCUUUACUCAGCCAAUAGGUCAAAACCCAAGAAGCAGCAGAAAUAAUGUGAGAUUCUCCACAACCAAGCCACCUGUGACCUCAAGCCAGACUAGUGCAAAUCAAGUACCACCUAAAGAACCUCCACCAAAAAGAGUGACCAGAAGUAGUACCUUCUCCCCCAAAAAGAGCCAACAG
This is a messenger RNA of Striga asiatica, 570 nucleotides long. The record is from the annotation of a GenBank genome assembly. Lineage: Eukaryota; Viridiplantae; Streptophyta; Magnoliopsida; Lamiales; Orobanchaceae.